Messenger RNA from Darwinula stevensoni, 390 nucleotides. The record is from the annotation of a GenBank genome assembly. NCBI's taxonomy places the organism in Eukaryota, Metazoa, Arthropoda, Ostracoda, Podocopida, Darwinulidae.
AUGGCCUUGUACUAUGGCAAGGACAAGAAGCAUCCUACAUCCAAGCCGAAUGUCCUUCUCCUCAGAGUAAAACUGAAUCAGUCCAAGCUCCUGAAUAUUCCUCCAAAGUCCCGUGCUUUCAUGGAUUGGAUAAUGAAGUUGAGAGGAUUUCUGCAAGACAAAAAGGUCCAUAUAGAAAUGACGGAAUUUCUCCUCAAACUCAUCCAGGAAGACCUAAUCUCACUGGGGGAGAAGUCGGACAAUGACAAAAAGAGUAGCUAUGGAGGAAGGGUUGACCAUGUCUUCUCCAUCCUCUUCACCAAAAAUCCAGAUGAUACGAAGUUGAGGUUGGAAAAAAUUCUCGCAGAUAUGAAAAGGAGUGAUAUUAUCAAGAGGAUGGAUGAAAGCGCU